UCUCUCUCUCGCACACACACACACAGUGAGCUUAGGGGGGUGUUCUUGAGGUGACCCCAACAAGCAUAUAAACCCACCCCAAACUCUCAUAUCCAUCACCAAUGAUAAGUUGUGCUCAGUACAAAUCUGUCUUCACUUGACUCCUUUCUUUCCCAAGGUGUGAUUAAAGAUGAGCAGACCAGGAGAUUGGACCUGCAGGUCGUGCCAACACCUGAACUUCCAGAGGAGAGAGUCGUGCCAAAGGUGUGGAGAGCCGAGGAUGGGCGAGAGAGGCGGUGAUUCUUAUGGGGGCUUUGGCGGGAGGAGCGGCUCGCCAUUCGGGUUCACGGGCCCGGACGUCCGACCCGGCGACUGGUACUGCAGCGUCGACAACUGCGGGACUCACAACUUCGCCAACCGCUCGACCUGCUUCAGGUGCGGUGCGCCGAGGGAUGAGUCAGAUGGUGGCGGCCGUCGUUAUGAGAGUGAAAUGCCUCGGUCGCGAGGUUUUGCAGCCAGUGGUGGCAGCAGUGGUGGCAGCGGAGGUGGCAGCGGAGGUGGCAGCAGUCGCUGGGGGUGGAGAGCUGGUGACUGGAUUUGCACCAGGUCAGGAUGCAAUGAGCACAACUUUGCUAGCAGAUCAAACUGCUUCAGGUGCAAUGCACCAAGAGAAUAUUCAUCAGGUGGCCGGUCUGAUUAUUCUUCUUGAAAUGUUCCAUUAUCUGGAAGAGCCUGGAAAGAAACGAGCAAGAAAAUGCAGCCACUGUCUUCUGUCUCUCUUUCUGCCAAGAAAACAUUUUCCAUUGGAGUUAUUUGGUGGGCCUAAAUGACAGAUCAAAAGAACAUAAAGAGAGUCUUCUUCUUCUAAUUCUACUUCUUCUUUUUUCUUGUUUUUUGUCCGGUUCUAUGGUGUUUUUAUGGUCUAGUUUGUUUUUGCAUAGCAUUGUAGCUUGCGGGUUAGCAGUUCCUAUAUCACCUGUUUGAGAGGGUUUUCUGUGGUUAUUGCAGUACUGUCUGAGAAUUUCUUUUAUCUCCCCUCUUGAAUUUUCUUUUAACGGUAUUUACAUUUUUGCCCUAAUUAGGAAAGUAAUGGUACUUGGAAAACA
Molecule: messenger RNA, 1085 nt
Organism: Syzygium oleosum
Lineage: Eukaryota; Viridiplantae; Streptophyta; Magnoliopsida; Myrtales; Myrtaceae
Exons: 4
Coding region: 170-688 (172 amino acids)
Cellular component (GO): cytoplasm
Molecular function (GO): mRNA binding
Source: RefSeq, a predicted model, not a curated record